Molecule: messenger RNA, 558 nt
Organism: Nicotiana attenuata
Lineage: Eukaryota; Viridiplantae; Streptophyta; Magnoliopsida; Solanales; Solanaceae
Exons: 3
Coding region: 1-558 (185 amino acids)
Source: RefSeq, a predicted model, not a curated record
AUGUUGCUGCAACUAGCUGAUCGUACAGUGAAAAUGCCAACAGGAAUUCUGGAUGAUGUGCUCGUCCAAGUGGGGAAGUUUGUAUUUCCUGCUAAUUUCGUUAUUAUUGACUGUCAAGUUGACGAAGAAAUACCCAUAAUUUCGGGGAGGACUUUCUUAUCCACUAGGAGAGCAUUGAUCGACUGUGAGACUGGAGAGUUGAAAAUGAGAGUUGGUAGAGUGGGUUAUGGCUCUCGAAGGUCAAGGGUUCUGGAAAAGGGAAUCCUAGUUCGAGCCACUACACUUAGAAGAAAGAUAAACAACACCUGCGAAGCUAUCAAUAGAGGAGCCACCACACCUGGACCUGAAACCGCUUCCAGCUUACCUCGGGUAGAACAACUCCAACAGGUGUUACAGGAAUGUAAGACUACUAUUGGGUUGACCGUGGUAGACAUAAAAGGGUAUCAGCCCGGCCUUUUGCAUGAACAAGAUUCUCUUGGAAGAGGGGCACAAGCCUUCCAGGGAACAUCAAAUAAGGCUGAACCUGAAUAUGAAAGAAGUGGUAAAGGAAGUGAUUAA